AUGGUCAUGCAUUGGUAUAGUACGAGUGUUCUUCUCAAAGAACCUUCAAAUGAUUGGGAUCAAGAAAGGCAAUCUUUCCUUGGCCGAUUGUUCGAUGGAAAGGAUUCAACGUGCAUUGAACAAUUACGAGUUAGCAAGAGUGCAUUUAAGCAGUUAUGUGAAAUUUUACAAGGGAUUGGUGGAUUAGUUCGCACGAGAAAUGUGUCCAUUGAAGAAUCUGUUGCAAUUUUUUUGAAUAUACUUGCCCACAACUUGAAGUUUAGAGUCAUCGGUUUUCAUUAUUAUCGUUCCAAGGAAACAAUUAGUCGGCAAUUUCACAAUGUGUUGCAUGCAAUGAUGAAAAUAAGUCAAGAAUAUGUGAAAUAUCAGCCAUGUGUUAUUCAAGAAUAUGUGAAAUAUCAGCCAUGUGUUAUUGGCAAUUCUGAAAGAGAGAAGUGGCGGUGGUUUGAGAAUUGUCUUGGAGCACUUGAUGGAACUCUCAUACCAGUAACAAUAACGGCUGAGGAAAGACCAAGAUAUCGAGAUAGAAAGGGUGAUAUAUCCACUAAUAUGUUAGGAGUUUGUGGUCCAGAUUUAAGAUUUUUUUAUGUGUUACCUGGAUGGGAAGGCUCUGCAUCUGAUGCUCGUGUUUUGCGUGAUGCUUUACAUAGGAGUAACCGGUUUCAUGUUCCAAAUGAUAAAUAUUAUCUUGUGGACGCUGGCUAUACUAAUGGACCCGGGUUUUUAGCACCUUACCGUGGAACUAGAUAUCACUUGAAAGAAUGGGUUGGAAACCGUCGACCUGAAAACUACAAAGAACUAUAUAAUUUGCGUCAUUCAAGGGCAAGGAAUGUUAUUGAGAGGGCAUUUGGAUUAACCGAGCAAGCUACUGAUCCAGUUUUAGAAGCUCAAGAUUUACAAUUUUUAGCAUCUGUCGACUCAGAGUUGUUAAAUCGUUCAACAAGAGAGGAAAAUGAAAAUAACUCUGAUGGGAUUACAUCUGUUCAAGCUACAGUCGAAUGGACAGCAUUUCGUGAUACAUUGGCAUUGCAGAUAACAUUCGAAAUCGUGUGA
Malus domestica (apple) is the source of this 1053-nucleotide messenger RNA. NCBI's taxonomy places the organism in Eukaryota, Viridiplantae, Streptophyta, Magnoliopsida, Rosales, Rosaceae. The record is from RefSeq and is a predicted model, not a curated record.